AUGAAUACGUUGAAGAAUGCCGUGGCACGAUUAGCGCUGCCAAGAUUCGCAUUGGCAAGACCUGCAUGUGUGGCUCGAUCACCAUACACCACGGCGGCGACAGCCACUUCAGCCUCGACCAAGGGCAACGUUAUGGAACUCAUUACACAACAGCAGAUUCAAAAAGCGAAUACCGACGGACGAGCUGAGCUCUUCGAUCGCAAGAAUCCCCAAGGUGUCAAACCUGGCAGCAUUUUGAUGGUCGAAACCUUGAAUGGACCGGGCGAAUCUACUUCUUCCACGUUCAUGGGCGUCUGUAUUGCUAUUCGACGCAAAGGCAUCGACACUUCUUUCACAUUGCGUAACAUUGUUAUGCGCAUCGGUGUCGAACAACGGUAUUCCUUGUAUUCUCCCCUGUUGAAGAGCGUCAAAGUGCUUCAAGCACCCAACGAACUCAAGUUCCGACGUGCGAAAUUGUAUUAUUUGAGAGAUCAGCCAGGCAAAGCAUUCCAACCCUUGCAAAGUCUGUGGAAACAAGAACAAAACGAAAAAAUGGCCAACAAGAAAUAG
Molecule: messenger RNA, 549 nt
Organism: Radiomyces spectabilis
Lineage: Eukaryota; Fungi; Mucoromycota; Mucoromycetes; Mucorales; Radiomycetaceae
Product: translation protein SH3-like domain-containing protein
Exons: 2
Coding region: 1-549 (182 amino acids)
Biological process (GO): translation
Cellular component (GO): mitochondrial large ribosomal subunit; ribosome
Molecular function (GO): structural constituent of ribosome
Source: RefSeq, a predicted model, not a curated record